ACUAAAAAAACAAUAAAACGCAAUUUAAAAUACUACUCAGAGUGUGUAACUGAGAAUAAAGCUCUCUGAAACACAAAUCCCUAGGUGAAAACAACAAACAGAACAACAUCUGGAGAGGGACACCUGACGUCAUCGUUUUAUUGUUGCAUCCAUUGUUUGUUCGUUCAAUCAGAGCUAAGCUCUUUUGGAGGAUAUCCCCCACAUAAAGAGAGCGUUAACCCUCUCGCACCUCACCUAUUCCCACCACCCAUCAAGAUAAUCCAUUCAAUUAAAAUAUCGGACAAAUAAAAAACAAACGGCAAGAUGUUCAUCGAAGAUGAUGCGCAAAUGGACAGCUUUUGGGUGCAGAGCGCUAUUGGCGCGAUCAAGGCGAUCGCCUUCAUGUACGACAUCAUCACGCUGCCGGUCUACUUGGUGCUGCAGAAACCCUGGAAACGCCGGCAGGACUCGCGUCGCGUGAAGGCCAAGCCCAUUAACCAGAAAAUGUUGGUCGAUGAGUCCAAGUACGCGCCGGAUGACAUAGAGGCAAAGAUCGUGAAGAACGAUGACAAUGAGCUGACCUACCGGACUACGGAUCCGCCGCGUGAUGUCCACGUGAAGAUGCUGCAGGAGAACAUCGACACGCUGGAGAAGGUCUUCAACUAUGUGGCCAAGACGUACACGUCGAAGCGCUGCCUGGGCACCCGCCAGAUCCUCAGCGAGGAGGACGAGGUGCAGCAGAACGGACGCGUCUUCAAGAAGUACAACCUGGGCGACUACAAGUGGAAGACGUUCACCGAAGCGGAGCGUACGGCGGCUAAUUUCGGACGCGGUCUGCGGGAACUGGGCCAGAAACCGCGCGAGAACAUUGUCAUCUUUGCCGAGACUCGCGCCGAGUGGAUGAUCGCUGCCCACGGAUGCUUCAAGCAGGCCAUGCCCAUUGUCACCGUCUAUGCCACAUUGGGCGAUGAUGGAGUGGCCCACUGCAUCACCGAAACGGAAGUCACCACGGUUAUCACCUCGCACGAUCUGCUGCCCAAGUUCAAGACUCUGCUGGACAAGUGCCCGCUGGUGAAGACCAUAAUAUAUAUCGAGGAUCAGCUGCAAAAGACAGAGACCACUGGCUUCAAGGACGGCGUCAAGAUCUUGCCAUUCAGCCAGGUUGUGAAGACAGGACAGGACAGCAAAUUUGAGAACGUGCCACCCAAGGGCGACGACAUUGCCAUCAUCAUGUACACUUCCGGCUCCACUGGCACACCGAAGGGCGUCCUGCUGUCCCACAAGAACUGCAUUGCCACGAUGAAGGGCUUCGUUGACAUGGUUCCCAUCUACCCGGACGAUGUUCUGAUCGGCUUCCUGCCCCUGGCUCACGUUUUCGAACUGGUUGCGGAGAGUGUGUGCCUGAUGACCGGCGUGCCCAUUGGCUACUCGACCCCGCUGACCCUGAUCGACACUAGCAGCAAGAUCCGACGCGGCUGCAAGGGCGAUGCCACCGUGCUGAAGCCCACCUGCAUGACUUCGGUGCCGCUGAUACUCGAUCGCAUCUCCAAGGGCAUCAACGACAAGGUCAACUCGGGCUCGGCGUUCAGGAAAUCGCUCUUCAAAUUCCUUUACCAGUACAAAGUCAAGUGGGUGCAGCGGGGCUACAAGACGCCGCUUAUUGACAAAUUGGUGUUCAAGAAGGUGGCCAAGCUGAUGGGCGGCAAAGUGCGCAUUAUCAUGUCCGGUGGGGCGCCUCUGUCAGCCGAUACCCAUGAGCAAAUCAAGACCUGCCUGUGCUUGGAGCUGAUUCAGGGCUAUGGUCUCACGGAAACCACGUCCGGAGCCACAGUAAUGGAUUACCGUGAUAUGACCUAUGGACGCACUGGAGGACCCUUGACUGUCUGCGACAUCCGUCUGGUCAACUGGGAGGAAGGCAACUACCGCGUCACAAACAAGCCGUAUCCCCAGGGCGAGGUUCUCAUCGGCGGCGAGUGUGUCUCCCAGGGCUACUACAAGCUGCCCGGCAAGACCAACGAGGAUUUCUUCGAGGAGGACGGCCACAGAUGGUUCAAAACCGGCGACAUUGGCGAAAUACAAGCUGAUGGCGUACUUAAGAUUAUAGAUCGUAAGAAGGAUCUGGUUAAGCUGCAGGCCGGCGAAUAUGUUUCCCUCGGCAAGGUUGAAUCAGAGUUGAAGACGUGCGGAAUUAUCGAGAACAUUUGCGUAUACGGAGAUCCCACAAAGCAGUUCACAGUGGCGCUGGUCGUCCCCAACCAAAAUCAUCUGGAGGAGCUGGCACAGAAGCAUGGACUUGGCGACAAGACCUACGAAGAGCUGUGCUCAUCGCCCAUCAUCGAGAAGGCUAUACUCAAGGAAAUUGCUGAACAUGCGCGGAAAUGCAAAUUGCAAAAGUUCGAGGUGCCCGCCGCUAUCACAUUGUGCAAGGAGGUUUGGUCUCCGGACAUGGGACUGGUAACGGCCGCCUUCAAGCUGAAGCGCAAGGAUAUCCAGGACAGAUAUCAGCACGAUAUUAACCGCAUGUACGCCUCAUGAAAGUCAAUGUACUAAACGAGAGGUAUACGAUUCAGCAACGACAACAACAUGGAGACAACUACAUUAGUGGAGCAGCAGCAAUGAAGCUAGUGUGUACUAAUGGCGAUUUAGUAGCACCCCACACGGCAUUAGCAUGCAUACCAAAUCCAAAACCAACCUAGCUUAAGUCCUAAAAGAUCUGAAAGCCGAGCAAAACACACGAGAAAACGAUUAGUAAUAUUGUGCAUGUAAAGACAAAAAGUUCUUAUUUGCCUUUUGGUUUUGUUUCCUUUUAUUUGCUAGAAUUUUGAAAAUCACUCGUUUCUCAUCCUAAUAAAUACAGUUCGUUGAAGUUUUGUUGCUAGAUAGCUGCAGCUGGGUUUGGUUUGGAAAUGCGCUGUGUAUGUGCUUAGAAUGCCGUUGAACAGAUUGACAAUGAUAAAGAUAUAAUAACUGAUUGCCGAUGAUGAGAAUGAAUAUUGUAAACUGUACAGUUUUCGGUUUUUAGUACAUUUUGUGGCAAAUGAAUAUUGCAUAAAAAAUACUUAUUUUUAUAUUAAGCUUAAGUGGUUGCCUAUUAAUUAUGUACAUACGAUAUAUACACACGUCUAUAUAAAUGCAUAUAUGUGUAUAAUAAAUCUAAUAUUUAGUGUACUUCUUUAUGCUAAGUUUAAUGUAUGGAAUUCUUGAAGUAAUGAAAUGUAGAAAGAAGAAAAGAAAGCGACUUGAUUAUGAAUUAAAAGCAACAACUGAAAAGUGAA
This is a messenger RNA of Drosophila takahashii, 3254 nucleotides long. RefSeq names its product Acyl-CoA synthetase long-chain (gene Acsl). The record is from RefSeq and is a predicted model, not a curated record. Gene Ontology annotation, molecular function: palmitoyl-CoA ligase activity. Lineage: Eukaryota; Metazoa; Arthropoda; Insecta; Diptera; Drosophilidae. Gene Ontology annotation, cellular component: plasma membrane; endoplasmic reticulum; lipid droplet. Gene Ontology annotation, biological process: long-chain fatty-acyl-CoA metabolic process; long-chain fatty acid metabolic process; neuron differentiation.